AUGCAACAAUGGUGCCAGAAAUGGAGUUGUAUGACAGAAAAACUCAACUUACCCGACUUACCAACAAAAGAACAGUACACUAAGUUCUUGAGGAUUAAUUUGCCAGCUGACUGGCAAGAUGUAGUCGAUACUGUGGUUGACGCUUGCUACGAGAGGAGACAUAAGACGUACCUCGACCCCUGUCCUGGACAAGGGUUAUUUACCUGUAUUGUGGAUAAUUUGAAUAAGAAUUGUCCCGUUGGAUCCUGGAGGAAAGAAGACGCCUGCGCGACUCUUCAGUUUUCGCCAGUAGAAAAUGCGGAUCACAUUUUCUACCAGGGCCGAUAUCUCGAUUUUGAGAAGAAUUUGCCAAUUGAGAGGAGACCAGAAUUCUUUAUGAGGAAGUACUUCCACGAGAAAUGCUGUGAUUUACCAUCAUUGUACAACAGUUCCCUGGUAGAGUGCGGCUUCAAGACACUUGUAAAUUACCAUAUUUUCGCAACUCAGAAAAUACCCUUCACAUUUGGAACCACGGAAAAGUCACCCGCGUACCUGGACGGGGUCCCCCUCGAGGCCCAUGGAACAGUAGGGCCUCGGUCUUCGUCAGGGCGACUUCCAGCCCCAGGGCUCGUAUACGGUCGACCACAAGUGUUGCGCCAGCCGUGGCCAACCGCAUUACUUCCGCGAGGUCCCUUCCUUUUGCCACGACUAGGGUGUCGUCGGCGUAGCACGAGACCCGCACACUUGCGGGCAACGUGCUCCGAAGCACCCAGUCGUAGCCGAUGUUCCACAGGAGCGGUCCCAGCACUGACCCCUGUGGAACUCCGCACGAGACACGACGUCGCCGCAGACCGUCGCGCCCUGGCAAUAGGACCUCGCGACCCUGGAGGUAGUCGCCCAGCAGCGUCCGCAGAUACAGAGGCACCCGGUGGUAGCGGAGUGCCUCCAGUAUCGUCGCGUGUGACUACACCGAAAACAACGCCAAGUACUGAAAAGGCAGCAAUAGUAGCGGAUAACAAGAACAUCAACGGAUAUGAAGAACCUAUCGAUCCCUUAGAUUGCUGUGAUAUGGAACAUUUUAUAAAAAAAGAAUGGCGAACAGAUUGCGAUUUUAAACUAAAAUGGGACGACGAGAACAGACUAGUGAUACUUAAUACUAGCGAACUAGUGACUACGACUACUGAGGUGCCGAAGUUACUAAAGAAUAGUGAUGUGAAAAUUGUACCAAAUACGUGCGAACAAGAAACUUGCAUUUUCAGUAAAUUAAAUAUAAUAUCCAACGGUGUAGUAGACAGGGAAGCAUUUUCAAAACUAUUAGAUAAUAUGACAAACGUACAUACGGAAUGGAUAAAGGCAAAAGCGAAAGUCGUGAGGUUGUGUUUAAACAAACCCCUUGGUUAUGAAGAUACUUGUGAGAUUAAUAAUAUACUGGCUUGUGCCUUUGAUGUACUUACAGAGAACUGCCCCGAUGAAAAUAAAAAUGAUCCUUGCAGGCAUUCUACUUCUGCAAUUGAUGGGAUAAUUUGUCAAAUAAGUUCAUCAAAAUACAGACCAAGAUCUCGCCGUCAGCUAUGCAACUUCCCAAACUUUGUUUCACACGAACUUCUUUCUGAGUGCGGAGUGAACUCGAUCUACAAGGUCGAGUACGUUCCUGAACCAGCCGCCAGAAGUACUGCUUGGAAGUCUUAUGACAAUUGUCAGAAAUCGCCAGAAUCAGCAAAAUGUGUGUUAAAGAAGAUGGACGUGUUCAACAGAUAUGGUUUCAUUGAUCGAUUUAAAAUGAGAAGAAACAUUGGCUCGUACGCGGCAGAGUUCCCACCUCUAUUCGAGCGAAUGUACAAAAAUGUUCUCGACAAUAUACCGCUUUACACGAAUCACUGCAUGACUUCGAGGAAAUUUUUAAAUUUGAUCGACUCUAUGUUUACCACUUGUCCAUACCUAAAAUUAAAAAAAGACGAAAAGUGUACUAAUUUAAUGAAGAAAAUUCGACGAACGUCUGAUUUAAAUACAUUUGAACAAGAAUCAACAACAGAAGAUAUUAAGAAAACUCAUAGAACUGUCUCUAAAUACCAUAGUAAUCCCAUGUUUAAUUUUGGUAUUUUGGGAGCUGGUGACAUUCCCCCAGUGAAAAUAAUAGACUUGAAAUCAACGACUGAAAAAACAUUGGUGCUUUUACCAGUUUACAGCCGGAUGUUUAAGGGUCCUUUGGCUGUAAAUUCUAUUUACAAUGACGGAAUUUUUAGAUCGAAUGAUAUGGCAAUCCCUUAUUAAUAAACAUUGAAACUAUAA
Melitaea cinxia (Glanville fritillary) is the source of this 2268-nucleotide messenger RNA. RefSeq lists its product as uncharacterized. The coding region runs from base 1 to 2250 and encodes 749 amino acids. The transcript has 14 exons. The record is from RefSeq and is a predicted model, not a curated record. NCBI's taxonomy places the organism in Eukaryota, Metazoa, Arthropoda, Insecta, Lepidoptera, Nymphalidae.